UUCGAUACAGAAAACAAAUUACGCAUAUUUUUUAGACUUUCCAACCUUAAAAUUUGUUUUUAAGUACCGAAAACAUGCAUUUUCCCCAUCAUACCUACUGUGUUAUUUUGGGCACAAAUUACAAAACAUUAACCCUACAUGAUUAAGCAAGUAAACUUCUAUUCAUACAGACAAUGCCAACAACUAUGCGUGGGAAGAGUCAAGCUACGACAACGAAGUUCUUCAGAUAGAUGAACAUGUAAAUUAAAACGCUUUGUAUAAAACUUGUUUAAAGCAUUGUAAGGAAUGCAAAACAUGUUUGGUGUGUUCAAAACAAUAGAAAACUAUAUAUGUAUAUAUAAAUCACCACAUACGUUUUAGUUUCGCUUUCUAGAAGAAGAAAAUCCAAAUAUUCAAAAUGAAACAAUUCCAAAGCAGCCAUGUGAACCAUCAACAUCACAAAGCUGCGACGAAGAAACUGUAUUUGUUCGAAAUCCACCCAACAAUCAACUGGAAUCUAGCUUUCAUCAGACCAUAUGCAUUCACAACAGCAAGGUUUACCUGGGAGACGUAAUCACUCACGUCUAUUCACCGUCCUCCCCAUUAAAUCCUGACAGUGGACCAAUAAGUAAGUGUAUAAUCUAUAGUUCUAUACCAUAAAGUUCGUAACCUCAUAAAGCAUUUUUCAAUUUAUAGUACAGUAUAUUCCAAAUUUUCAGUUCAGAAGUUAAAAGAAAAUCUGCGCUCCUAUUCCUUGGGGAUAUCCGAUUACAUAACUGACCCAAUACAGCCUAACCGCGUCAUUCGCGCUGUUUAGCUACAAAUGUCGGAUGCUUCUGUUCCUUUGACAAGCAAUUUCUUUGACGAGGGUCACUACACCAGACGACAAGAAGUUGCUACAACAUUUUCACCCCCACGCGGCGAUGUAGAUCUUACGGAAAUUUUCAAUCCUGUCAAUGUUAACGAUGGUGCAAGUGAACAGCCAAGAAAUACCGUGAUAAUAACUGGACAGGCAGGCAUUGGAAAAACCACUGUGUCGAAAAUGAUCGUCGGGUUACUUUUGGAUGACCGUUUGUCGGUUCCGUGCGAAUUUAUAUUCUAUUUAAGAUUCUCUGAAAUAGAUUUCACCUCCAAAAAGAGUUUGGUUAAGAUACUUCUCUUGCAUUCCGGUUGCGAGUGGUCCGAUUUCAAAGAGCAUGAAAACGUCAUCUACCAGAAGCUAAAAACAAGCUCAGGUGUUGUAAUAGUAAUGGAUGGUUUGGAUGAAUCAAACACCGACCGUUUCUCGCGCGACACACGAAGAUGUGACCCAACUGAUGCUGAAGACGUGGCGUCCCAGCUGAAAAACCUAAUGAGCGGAGCGUCACUUCCAAAAGCGAGGAUCGUGGUAACGUCAAGACCCCGUGAGUACCAAGCAAUGCAUUACACUUGCCGGCCACCCACAUUGUAUCGGGUGUUAGGUUUGGAUAAAGCCGCUCAAGCGGGGAUAGGUGAACAGAUUUGUGGAGAUAUGUGGCCAAUGGUACGGGAUUACAUUGAAAAGAAUCCACAAAUACGUGUUAUCUGCUACGUUCCUGUAAUGUGUAUUCUUGUCUUCCAUGUACUCGUUUGGAAAUUCAGUGACCCACGAAGUGCUGGCAAUUUUAACACUAUGACUAGUGUGUUGGAGUUUGCUAUUGGUUGGUACAUUAGAUCACCGCACGUCAAUGGCACUGUCGAUCUACGUAAGCUGUCCCUUCUCGCUUGGAACGGAUUCUUGGAACGCAAGAUCAUCUUUACUGAACAGGACUUGAGAAAUGCUGGUAUAGUCGAGCGAUGCGCCGAGUCUUUCAUCUGUACUACUUCUAAUGGAACGCAAAGCAAUUUGAGGGUGAUCCAUUGCGAUAAGAAGAGUUUUUUUGCCCAUCUCGUCUGGCAAGAGUUUUUCACUGCUCUUCACGCAAUAUUCGAGCUUAGUGUGCGAGAAUUCGAAGGAUAUAUUUGCAAGAUCCAACACCGACGAUGGCAGGUUGUCACCAGGUGCAUGUUUGGACUUUGUUGCAAGUCGAUAUCGCGCAGAAUGCGUAAUCUACUCGGUUCUAUAUCGUCAAGAGAUGUCACCCAGAAACGACGUUUGCUUGUACAUGCCGCCUGUACCUUACUAAAUCAGGCCUCUAACAUCGGCAAGCAAGCCAAACUUGAACGCAUUUUCCUAGUUUGUGAAUGGUGCAGAGAAAUGUGUUCAGAUGAGGUUACUGCACAAGUAGCUUCAAAUCUUCCUCUCCGUCUCACUUUCACAGGAGAUAUUCUUCCAAAUGACGUCAUGAACCUCCUGCACGUUGUCAGAGCGGCGAGUCACUCAAUCGUCAUCAACGUUGCUGUUGGCACUGUGUUCAUAUCCGACUCAAUGCACGGCCUUUUUACCAAUGCGUCUCAGAUGGAGAACGUGAAAAUGGAAAUCUUGUAUUUAAGCCGGAGCAGAAUUGUUGACAACGAUGCUGAAGCUCUAGCACUGUGUAUAAAAGAUGGGAUUCAAAUCUUAUGCAUCGAUCGAACUGAUAUUAGCGACAUCGGAUUCAGUUAUAUCAGCCAAGUUAUACAAGGCUUAGGCAAUCCGUUACAGCAGUUGAACCUGGCUGAGAUACACAUGACUGACGAGAAAGCCAUUCUUCUGUCGGCUUGCAUCCACAAAGUACAUACAGUGUAUGUGUGCAAUAGUAGAUUAUCUGAAUUCGGUCUCAUGAGGCUUGCUGAAGGAAUAAAGAGAAGAGACUACCCAAUGUCGGAGAUAAACUUUCGGGUAAACGUUGUAACAGAUGAGGCGGCGCGUGCUCUUGCCAGUUGCGUCAACAAUAUGCUACGGCUCCUCGUCCAUAAGUGUCACUUGUCGCUUACAGGCAUGAGAUAUAUUGCAAACGCCAUCAAAGAGCUAACAUCUCCGAUCCAGGAUUGGUACCUCUUCGAUAAUGACAGCGUCGGUGACGCCGGGGCAGAACUGGUAGCAUCUUGCCUUCAUAACAUAACUGAUGAAAUCAGGAUGGAAGGUUGUGGGGUGACUCUAGUGGGGAUGGCUAAAAUAGUAGAAGCUAGAAAUGCUCUUGAACACAAACCAGAUGUUUAUUUUGGUCACAUCGAAGGAAAGGGAGAAGUGACGCUUACUGAUUAGGACAGUUAAGGCAUUUCGAAACCGUUUCAGAUUGAUGCCUAUGCCUCUGUUAUGUUUAGUUGUUAACUUCUGUAUUUCGCGUUAACAUUGCGUAAAUCGGUUUCUUUAUAUAUGAAGACAAUAUAUAUAAGUGGGAACUGGUAAAACCAGCCUACUACAUUAAAAAUGCUAAUAAUUUAUGUAUUUUCACGUAACUGGCCUAUUAUUAGUUGUAUAAGCAUGUGUUACUUGUAAAAUUUGUUACAUGCAAUGUCAACCUAGAUAUGUGAAAGAAGUUUCCCAUAUACACAAGUGUUACGGUUAUUAUUCCCCUCCAUUGUGUUAUGUCACAUCUACAUCUAUACAUUAGCGCAUUCCAAAAUCACUCAUGCGUUUCGAAACCGCCAUUAUUCCAUUUCCCUUUGUUAACCGGAACGCUGAGUUCAAUGUAGCGAUAUUUAGUUCUGUACAGAACAGCAUUUUUCAAGCAUUAUUAAUCCAGUUUAAUCGCAUUGAUUUUGCGUGGUACCUAUGUUUGCUAUUC
Molecule: messenger RNA, 3647 nt
Organism: Ciona intestinalis (vase tunicate)
Lineage: Eukaryota; Metazoa; Chordata; Ascidiacea; Phlebobranchia; Cionidae
Source: RefSeq, a predicted model, not a curated record